GCUCAAUAUCAAAAAAGUUAAAAGUGAAUUAAAGUGCAAUCAAAUUAAAAAUUAUACCUAAAAAGUUAUUAAUUAAUUCAACUGGCGUAGACAACAGGCAAAUGUAUCCAGCAUCCCAAACCAAUGAAAACGCUACCCCUUGACGCGUAAAUAAACGCCGAUAUUUCGAGAAAGAUCCGUUGAAAGAUCCGCUUAGACUUACGGAAAAUGGGUGACACCUUGGACGAGUCACCGCCUACGCGUCGUGAUAAACCGCAAACGUUGAACAUUAGCCCGGAGGAGGCUGCAGUUGUAGCUGCAACUGCAAUAGAUGCUGCCGUCAGCUCCGCCUCUUCGGUCUCCUCCUCCUCCUCCUCCAUGCAUAAUGCGCGCAUUCGCACGUGCUUCGAACGGGAACGGGAACAAGAACGGGAACGGGAGCGCGAUCACUCCAGCGAUGGUCUGACCAAACGGAAUGAUGAGUUUGUUGGCCUGAUGACGCCACCGCGUCGCGAGAGUCUCAACAGCUGCGAGUCGCAACAGCAGACACAAGCGAGCAGUCCCGGCGGCUUUUCCAGCAGCCUCAACAAAGCAUUGGGUCUAAGCAAUCGGGCCCAAACAGCGUCGAGCAGCACAAGCACCGGCAGGUACUCGUCCAGCAGCGUUGUGGUUGGCGGUGGCGUUGGCAAUUUGCCCGGCACCACAACGCGCAAGUGCGUCCUCACGCUGGACGGGUACUCCUAUGUCAUAGUUGCCAGCACGCCGGAGAAUUUGCCAAGCAAACGUGAGGAGGCCAACGCCGGCACAGGUGGCAGCAACAGCAGUGGUGGUGGUGGUGGUGGUGCGGCCAGCGGUGGCAACAGUGGAACUGGCGCUGCUUCCAGUGGUGGUGCAACAUCAGCAGCAACAUCUGGGCCCGAUAACGGUGAACAGAGCCCCACAAGCUGUGACCUGGGCGGCAAUGCGACAAUAAAUGGUCAAGUGGCAAAGCACGGCUCACUCACUAUUGUACGGCGAUCGAAUAGUCGCAAGAAUUUCACACAGAUCGAUUCACAAACUCAAUCAAUCGCCUCGCCCUCCUCGGCCAGCAUCAGUUUCUUCCAGACGCCGCUCAGUGAAUCACUUGCGGAGCGUCUAAGUGUCAGGGGCACUAACGGAUCAUCCGCAACCACUGCGGCUGCUGAUAAGCGUUCCGGGGAUUACACCACAGCAAAAACAUCAACAACAAGCGGCUCAAGCUCAACCGGCAAAAUGCAGCCCUCGUCUCCAAAUCAAACGAAUUUCGCAACCGAUAAUCCACAAAUCGCGAGGUCUACCGACCGACAAACCUAUGAUUAUAGACUGAGUCGCGACACUAUCGAAUAUCCGAAUUCAAUAAGCGUCGGUCCCACUGGUUCAGUUAUUCCCGGUAUUGAUCACUCGUCGGAUCACUCGGUCGAAACGGGCUCAAACUUAUCGAUGUCUGAUAUAUGGGAAACGGAACAUUUGCCACCUGUCGAUACGCCAGAUGCCCUCAAUAAAGCAGCCAUCAGAAUCCGCAGCCUGCUGCGACGCAUGGAUCAUGAGACCGUCGCGUAUGAGGACAUGCAGCGCAAUCUGCAUUAUGCGGCGCGUGUGCUUGAAGCGGUAUUCAUAGACGAGUCAAGAAGCCCCACAUCAGGUAAAAGUAAAUUGGGGCAGAUUGCGUCUUCAUCCGUUGAAAGCGAAGAUGAGCCCGCCAAGCAGCGCUGUAAUGAUGGCAACUGCAAGAAUCUUAACAACAACAACUCCUCAAACAACAGCUGCAGCCUGCAGCACAAGGCAGCGACAGAGGAGCAAGCGUCGCAGUCGCCGGACAAUCAAACAAGCAUAGAGAGUCGUACGAAAGGUGUCUCAUUCGCGCCGCAAACGCACAGUGGACCCACUGGGCCACCAACGGACACGGGAGAUGGAGACGUGGCGAGCAAAACACUCGAAACUGUUAGCGAAGAGCAAGCAAUAGCGACAGCGACGAAGACGGAGACGUCGACAGCAACGGCAACAGCGACGACAACAACAACUACAGCGACGACGACGACGACAGCGACAGGGACUGAUGCAAGUGGUCAAAGUGUUUCCAGCAGUAGCAGUUGCAGUAAUAAAGCGACCGUUCAGCGACAAAGACGCCUGCGCACUCCCGUCUGGGCGAGAUCAAUGUCGACGAAUAAAACGCGCCUGGCCGACGAGGAUGAUGAACUAUCCGAGGUGCAGCCUGAUGCAGUGCCGCCGGAAGUGCGCGAGUGGUUGGCCUCGACCUUCACCCGUCAAAUGGCCACCACUCGCAACAGGUCCGAUGAGAAGCCCAAGUUCCGAUCAGUGGCCCAUGCCAUAAGAGCCGGCAUCUUUGUGGAUCGCAUUUACAGGCGCGUCUCCAGCUCGACGCUGAUGCAAUUUCCUCCCGAUGUGGUCAAGUUGCUAAAGAAUCUCGAUGACUGGACAUUUGAUGUGUUUGCCUUGACGGAGGCAGCGAGUGGACAGGUGAUCAAAUACGUGGCCUACGAUCUGUUGAAUCGUUAUGGGGCGAUGCACAAGUUUAAGAUAGCACCGGGAGUGCUGGAGACGUUUCUGCAUCGGGUGGAGGAGGGUUAUUGUCGCUAUCGCAAUCCAUAUCACAACAAUCUGCAUGCGGUGGAUGUGAUGCAAUCGAUGCAUUAUUGUUUGUGCAACACGGGAUUGAUGAACUGGCUAACGGACUUGGAGAUAUUUGCCUCGCUGCUGGCGGCCUUGUUGCAUGACUUUGAGCACACGGGCACCACAAACAAUUUCCAUGUGAUGUCGGGAUCGGAGACAGCGCUGCUUUACAAUGAUCGAGCCGUGCUGGAGAAUCAUCAUGUGAGCGCUAGUUUUCGGCUGAUGAAGGAGGAUGAUGCCAAUAUAUUGUCGCAUUUAUCACGCGAGGAAUACAAAGAGUUGCGCACUCUCAUCAUUGACAUGGUGCUGGCCACCGAUAUGACCUAUCAUUUUCAACAGCUGAAGAUUAUGCGCAACCUGUUGACGCUGCAGGAGCCGACCAUUGACAAGUCGAAGGCCUUGUCUUUGGUUUUGCACUGCUGUGAUAUCUCCCACCCGGCCAAACAUUGGGAUGUCCAUCAUCGUUGGACCAUGCUGCUGCUCGAGGAAUUCUUUCGCCAGGGCGAUCUUGAAAAGGAACUCGGUUUGCCCUUCAGUCCGCUCUGCGAUCGCAAAAAUACGCUUGUUGCCGAAUCACAAAUUGGCUUCAUCGAUUUCAUUGUCGAGCCCAGCAUGACCAUCAUGUCCGACAUGCUGGAGCAUAUUCUGGCCCCCAUAGCGCCCGUUAUCAAGUCCAAGCCGGCACCAUUGCCCGAGGAGACAUCCUCCAACUAUGAGGAGGACCCCAACGAUGAUAAGAAGCGAAAUGUAUGCGCCAUGACACGCAAGAGUAUUGUUGGUGGCACUCCCAAGUUUACCAUUUCCAAACCCUGGCUGACCUGCCUCACCGAGAACAAGAGAAUCUGGAAGGAGCAAGCCAUCAAAGAUGCCGAGGCACGAGCGCUGGCCGCCGCCGCUGAAGCAGAAGCCGAAACCGCGGCCGAAGAAGAAAAGCCCGCAGCGGAAACGGAAACGGCAGCUGACGAGCAGAAGGAAACGACAACAGAGGGCGCUGCUGACAACUGAAUAACUGUACUUGUCUCUAACUGAAAUACUGUAGUCAAAUAAGUCGCAUAAUCAUAAGCAGCAAUCUAUUAACAAUAGAUCAAAUAUAAACUUAAAUAAUAUAUAGACGUCUAAAACCGCACCGACAGCUAAGUAGUAAAAAAAAGCAAAGCUGUACAACUGAAUAAUUCCAUGAAAACUAAGUCCCGUGUUGAUUAAUGUUUAGUAGCAGCUUAAUUUACGCGCAAUAGAUUCAUGUUAGUAGAUGAUGAUCAAUCAAAAUAUCAGAUAUAUGUACCAUAUGCGAUAUAUGAAUGUAUAAUUUGUCGUUGCAAUUAGUUGUGUUAGUAAAUGGCAAAAAAGUAAAAUAUUAAAAGUAAUAACACUAUAUGCAAAUAUUAGCGCAUUGCACAGCACUAGCAGGAACUCUGUAAAUAGGCGGCAUUUGUUGUAGGGUAUUUUUUCAGCAAUUGAUAAGCAUUUAAUUAGCUUAAUAUAUAUAGUUUUGUUUAUAUUUAAAUCAAAGUUUAUUCUUUAACAAUAUGUAUAAUUUCUUAAGUUUUUUCAACUAUUGUAUGAUUUUCUUAACUCUUCUGUAUGUUAAUUAUUUAAUUAAAAACUUUACUUUUAUGUAAUUAUUGAACUUUUCUUUGUUUACAUUUGUUUUGAAACUUUGCUCAAUUUUUGAAGAAGCAACCGACGCCAAGGGCUGUCUAGAUAGUAUUAAGUACCUAACUAAAAUACCUGACAAAAACUAAACUAACUAAAUAUAUAUAUAUAUAAAGAAGAAAAGAAAAAUGUAAAUAUCUCUAAACAACCUCUAACAGACUUUCUAAAUAUUUACUUGAAUUUCCACUCAAUAUAAGCACAAGGCUACCUACUUAACAUAUUAUAUAUAUAUAUGAAUGUUAAGAAUGAAUAUUUAUAUAUAUAUAUAUAUACUAAGUUAUAUUGCCUAAUAUGGCACACUACACCCUAUUAAAAGAGUGUUGAUUGUCACCAUAAGCAUAUUUAUUUUUAUACGUGAACAAAAACCGAAAAAAAACCAAAAAAUGUGUGUAACUACAACAAAUUUAUAUGUUAAACACUUUUCUUUUGAGUUCAGUUCUUGUGUGUUUUUCUCGUAUUCGAAGAAGAAUCCAAACUAAAAUGUUUUAAACGUUUUUUCAAAAUGUCUGAUAGCGGGACCAUUCUUUUAAGAUUUACCAUUGCUCUUUGCACAAAGACAGUUGAUAGUUGACCAUUGAUUGACAAUCGGCGAUUAAUGAUUGAUAGCACUAGCGAGUGCACGGGGAUAACCCUUAUUUUCGUCAGGCUAGGGGCCGGGGCAAAGGGCAAUGGUAAAUGUGCUUAGCAGUAAGGUACCAAAUUAUCAGCUGAAAUUGGGAUCAUAGCUUUAUUAAGGUAGUAAAUACUCGUAAUUGACUACUGUAGUUGGUAACAACAAACCGUAUGACAUACAUACAUUCCAUGUAUGUAUGUUUGUAUGUGUGGUGUAUGUGUAAAUGCCGUAUUAACCAUAUUCGAAAAAAAUCAACAAAAUACAGUUAGUAACUUACAUAGCAUAUGUAUGUAUAUUUAAUCUUAUACUUAUGUACUUAGCUGCAACAAAUACUCUACCAUAACAUACAAUAGAUGAGAUACAUAUACAUAUGCAUAUAUACACAUACAUAUAUUACAACAAAUACAUAACCUAUAUGUACAUAUAAUAUAUACUGUUAAAAAUAUCAAUAUCGAAAUAAUUGAAACGCUCAAAGCGAAUAGGCAAAAUCAGAGUUAUAGUCGGUUAUUAUUAUUAGUAAGGGUCAGUUUCUUCUAUAUGUAUGUUUAAAUCUGUACAAAAAAUAAUCAAUAAUCAAAGGCAUAGGUCGAAUUCGAGGUCCUUUGCAUAUCCUUUAGUUGCUUGGCUAAUUAGAGAAAUAAAAUUGUUAUAUUCUCUUUGUUAUUUAAACAACAUAUACUACAUUCAAGCAUACAUAUUGUCUUAACGUUAUUAGCAAAAUGUAGUCUUGUAGCAACAACAAAUAUUAAGCAUACAUAUGCAUAAAAAUAAGAAUUUCUGACUCCAUAUAUAAGUAUUUAAACACAUAUUAAAUACGAAUUAUUAUUAUGCACAAAUUUUCAAGAAAUCUUUCUUAAGGAAACGAUAGAAAUGAUUUCCUAUCGCUAUUCCUUCUCAAACAUUAUCAGUAGUCAAGUGCAAGUCAAUAUAAUAAUAACAACAAUAAUAUACACAUAUAUUUAUAUGCAUAAAAGUAUAUGAGUUAAAAGCAAUCAUUACAUUUAAAGAAAAAAAAUACUAUGGGAAAUAAAACAAUAUAAAAUACUUAACCAACCAAACCAAACUAAGAGUAUGUGAGUUUUGUGUAAAUAAAAGUGCACAGUAUGUCGUGCAAAUUUAUAAAGAUAAUCUACUGUAAACAAGCACCAUAACUUAUUACAUUCCUACAAAACAAAAACAAACAAACAUUCAGCACGCUAAACUGUAAAUAAUUUUGUUUCAUUUUCAACUAACCUUACAAGAUUUUCGCAAAA
Messenger RNA from Drosophila innubila, 6147 nucleotides. RefSeq names its product calcium/calmodulin-dependent 3',5'-cyclic nucleotide phosphodiesterase 1 (gene Pde1c). Gene Ontology annotation, molecular function: 3',5'-cyclic-AMP phosphodiesterase activity. The transcript has 9 exons. Bases 208 to 3633 code for a protein of 1141 amino acids. Lineage: Eukaryota; Metazoa; Arthropoda; Insecta; Diptera; Drosophilidae. The record is from RefSeq and is a predicted model, not a curated record. Gene Ontology annotation, biological process: signal transduction.